AUGCACCUCGUCCGCCAUCUUAUUGCUCAAAAACUCAACCCUUUCUUCUCUCCGCCACACUUUCAUUUACCCCUCCCCCCGUCUCUGCCGCUCUAUCGCCCAUCCACACAACUCCGGCUGGUCUCGGUCUUGACGCCAGUCCCUUCGCAACCGUACAACUUCCGGGCCAUCCUUUCCGACUCGACGCGAGUCCGCCUCGUCUGGGAUCCGCCCACGGUACCGGUGGGCAGUCAUCUGCUCGACUACCGACUUACCUACCGACCGACGGUUGGGCUGCCGAGCGACUCGGCCUCGGCCUCGGCCAGGCAAGCCGGGCCGGUACGACUCGGGCAGUCGAGCGAUACCGGCAUCGAGGCCGGCCUGACGGAAGCGGUGGAGACGACGGGACUCAACUCCGAGGCGACUCAACAUCUGAUCGAAGGGCUUCAGCCAAACACGGCCUACCUCUUCCAGCUGGCCGGAAGGACGCACAAUGGCUUCGGAGUGGCAGCUCAAUGCUCUGCGGUCACUAAGACCUAUGGUAGGUGGAGAGAAUGA
Protopolystoma xenopodis is the source of this 537-nucleotide messenger RNA. The record is from the annotation of a GenBank genome assembly. NCBI's taxonomy places the organism in Eukaryota, Metazoa, Platyhelminthes, Monogenea, Polystomatidea, Polystomatidae.